Molecule: messenger RNA, 8806 nt
Organism: Porites lobata
Lineage: Eukaryota; Metazoa; Cnidaria; Anthozoa; Scleractinia; Poritidae
Source: the annotation of a GenBank genome assembly
UAAAUUUUGAUGUAAAAAUGGUGGACGAGGCGACCAAGAGAACGGUAGCUUCCAUUCCGACUUUAAAAACAAAAGCUGGACCUCGCGAUAGCGAUGGUUGGGUUCAGAGGUUAAAAGAAGAGUACACCAGUCUUAUUAAGGUAAAAGUUAUUAAGGCAAAGAAAUAGUAUUCAGCGGCGUGUUCAAAAGCUUACGUGUCCAAAUGAAAUACCGGUAGUUUAGGAACUUGUAACCUUAUAGCAAGUGUAUUUUGUUGUAGUAUGUGAGUAAUAACAAAGAAGCAGACAAUGAUUGGUUCAGACUUGAAUCCAACAAAGAAGGAACCAGGUGAGGCAUUCCUUUUCUUUUUAAUUUCUUAAGAUCACAAUCAUUUGCUUAGAUAACAAUAAAUUUCAUUUAAUAUCAUUCAUUCAAGGUAUUGCUUCGUUCUGAUUGGCUGAAAUACACUGGCCAAUUCUUUAAAAUCAGCCAGCAUUGACCAAAUUUGUGAGACGUUUGCAAUAUCCAGUAAAAUGACGUUGAUAGUAAAUGAUUGACAGAACAAGGGAUGGCAACAGAGAAGUCCUGGGUACAAAGUUGUGUUAGCUCAGCUGUUUUGGUAGAGCUGGAGAAAAUGGCAGAAACAGGAGAAAAAAAAUUUCACACGUUUUGCGAAGAAGAAAUAGUGAAACUACUGCCCAGAAGCAAAAAAAGAAAAGCAAAAAUGGUGGGGUCCACAUAAUUAAUGUGAUCUUUUUUAUAACUAGAAAAGGUCAUUGACUCCAAAUUUAAGAAAAAGAGAUGUUCUCCAACAAAGUAUUAUAUUUAGGCCCCCAAAAAAGGUUUCUUGACCUCAACAGGGUAACAAAAUGUACAGAUUUUGUCUUAAAAAGGGUGGGGGUUUGAAGACUUCAGAAGCAUACUUCCCUCCGUUGCCUCCUUACCCCCUCCCCAGGAAGUUGCCCAAUCCUCAUAGCAUCAGGUAGAAUAUAUUGGAUGUUUCCAGAAACAGUCCAAUCCGCACACCAAAAACGGUCAUUGAAAAGAUCACUAGGAGGAGGGUCUUGAAGGCGAAAAAAGACAGUAAGAACCUUAAGUGAAAGGUUCAAACUAGUAAACUGGUAAACCUUCCAUGUGGUGAGGGGAUGACGAGGAAGUAUGGAUAUUUUCUGAAGCAACACAUUGAGAGUAAAAACCAACAAUAAUAGUGCAUCAUGCUCACAUUCCUAUUUUUUUUUGCUUUGGUACUUCAGACACCUCUCUUACCAUAAUUUUAUUCUUCAUAUUAAGCAUAGUUUUGAUUUAUUCGUAGAUGGUUUGGGAAGUGCUGGUAUAUCCACAACCUCCUUAAGUAUGAAUUUGAUAUUGAAUUUGAUGUAAGUAUUUUAAUGGUUCUAUAAAAAAUAUAUUGACCACUAGCCCAAAAGGAACAUGAUAGGGUUAUUUAAUGCAUUUGCAAUAAUCCUUAAAACAUAAUAAAUACACUCAACACUUCUGCCUAUGGGCAUGAGUCUGUGAACACUUUUGCUUUCUAAUUAAAUGCCAUACCAACUGUAUUUCCCCAAAUAAUCGCCUGGGUGCUUAUUUCAAAUUUCAGCAGGGAUCAUAGGGCGCCUAUUCAAUGGGGAGCACUUAAUCAAGGGGGUGCUUAUCACAUUUUCCUUAGAACGAAGUAGAGAAUGGUCAAGUUGUUCCAGGGGGAGGGGGGUGGUACUGACAUAUAUGGGCUAUAUAGAAAUUACUUCACUCACUUGUUUGCAGCGCUCACCCGUUCGUUUUCUGAUACUUAACCCGGUUUUAAAUUUAACCCAGGUUUCUUUUUCUUGUGUUCUAAAGCAUUUUCUAGGAUAAUUUUCUCUGUUAUUUUGAGAGCUUCCUAUCAUCAUCUUGUAGACAAAAAGAAUUAAAACUGAAAUGCUCGUUAAGCUUUCAAAUCUGAAUUAAAAUCUCGCCCUAACCCUGGGUUAUCUUAACCCAGCUUUGAACAACUCGACCCAGGACUACACAUAUCAAGCAAACCCUUCUCAUACAAUAUUUUUAACCCUUCACUUGUCAAAGACACUGAUGCUUUGGGUUUAUUCCCUUUUCCUUACUUCAUCAGCUGUUUUUGCUUGGAUUGAAGAACUUUUCUGGUUUUCUCAAAGACCAAGUCGUUGAUUAUGCUGGCAGAAUAGCCCUUUUUCUUCAAAUGUCGUUCGAAGUUGGCAUUAAACUUCGAAGAGAGGGAAGUCGCCUCGUACUCAUUGCCAUCUUUAGUGCGGAUGGAGAUGAUAAAUUCGCUAAUGUAUUCAUUCAGCUCAGCCGCUGGAAUAUCUUCAAUUUUCCGGUCUUCAUUCUUCAUUUUCAAAAAUCUUUCAACAAUCUUACAUCUUGUUCAGCUUUUUAAGCGGUAUUUUUGUUUUCGUGUUCCAAAAAUAUAUUCUUCAACCAAGCAAACAGAAGCAAACCUUCCCUCGCGCAUUUUCAAAGUGUGCGGGUUUUUGUGCAAAUAGCUCUUGGGUGACAUUGUCUUCAGUAUGUUCAUUCAUCGUAAGUGAAAUUUCAUGGUUGGCGUUGCUGAUUGGGUGAAUGAUAGUUUUUCACGGUGAAAUUUGGUCGUUUGUGCUCCUGAUUGGCUACGAGCAGAGUCAGUGCGAAUUUUAUUCACUAUGAUUUUUGUGGAUAAAUCUCAAUACCCAUGAAAUAAAUAAAUAGGUUUGUACCGCUGUGAAGGGUAUGGUUUUCAAGAAGUUUACUCUGAGAUAGGGUAUAAAAAUCAGAGAGUUUGGGACUAGAAUAGGGUAUCAUUUACCAGGGAACUGAUCAAUUGGUUGAAGAUUGUAGUCUAGAUUGGGGAUACCAGGAAUUGCCAUUCAUUAAUAUAAAAAGAUCAAAUCAGCAUGUUAAAAAUUAUGCAACUCAGCCUAAAACUACUCUAGGAUAGAGGGUAUUUGUGGAUUUUAGUCUAGUAUAGGGUCGCAAAAUUCAGCUGAACUAUCUCUGGUGGGUGUAGGCUAAGGGCUCCAGGGUCUCAGCAGCAUGUCCCCACCCAAAAAUUCUAAAUGUCCCCCCCGGGAGUUGUUCCUAGGAAGUUUAUGGCAUCUACCAAUAACAUGGGCAAUAGGACAAAAAUUGAAAGAAGAGGCAACACACAUAAAGGAACUCUGCAUAUAGAUAUAGAAAUAACUGGAAGUAACGUCAUGGAAAAGAAACUAUUCUCCCAUACUGAUUCUGCUGUAGUCAAAGCCUAAAAAUUUAUUUAUUACAGAUUCACUCCACUACAUUACAAGCAAAUAAUGAAAUGAAAUAAGCUAAGACUGCUAUAAGAAAAGAAAAGAAAAAAAAAGUUGUGGAGAAGGAGACAACCAAAAGCGCCAAUGUGACAUACUGGGGAUGUCCCCACUAAUUAAAAUAUAAGAAAAAUAUAUACAAAUAGAAAUAUAAAUGUUCUAGUUAUAAAGUUAUAAAGCUUAAAACAUUUCUUUUAAAAGUUGCAAUACUGUUUGAUUCUCUAAUAUGAUUGGGUAAACCAUUCCAUUCAUCUACAACACAGUUAAAAAACCUAUAUUUAAAACCAUCAGUUCUACUAACAUUUGGAACAAGGUCCUGUGUGUCAUUUUUCCUUAAGUUAUAACCUGUAAUUUCUGUCCUUACAAAAUAUGAGCUUAUUUAAAAUGUCAAUAUCAUAAUGCCCAUGAAUUACAUUAAAAAAAAAUGUAACAUCUCUAGUGAACCUCCUAUUAGAUAAUGACAACAAUUUUAGCUUAGAUAGUCUAGUAUCAUAAUCAUCAUCAGACCUAGUGAUCCAUCUAGUAGCUCUUCGCUGAACAGCCUCCAAUUUAUCAAUGUUAUCAAUGUUAAAAAUAAAGUGGCCGUAGAAGCUGAUUUUCCUUGUAUCGCUGCUAUUUAAGUGCUAGUGGAUGGGAGGGGGUACUUAUUCCAGAUGUGAAAGAUUAGCACUAUUUGUUUUAUCCAGUAGAGUAGAAAUUUGCACAAAAUUUUCAUAUCAGUGUGUUCAAUCAGUAGCUGUAUCAUAAUGUCAUUCUUUUCACAGAUUCCAGUGACAUAUCCUACAACAGCACCAGAGAUAGCCAUUCCAGAACUUGAUGGGAAAACUGCAAAAAUGUAUAGGUAACUAAUGGCAUUAUUCAUUAAAAUUCUUACUUGACUUCAAAUGGUGAGUGCUCUCAAUAUAAGGAUACAGUCAAAACACCCUGAAGCAGAAGCAGACACCAUUAACAAACUGAUAAAUCGUCCCCAACCAGAGCUUUCUGAACUGACCCUAGUAAGCAACCACUAGUAAUAAUAUGAAAAAAUAACUGCCCACUUUUUGGAGAUUGCAUUAUUCACAUCAAGUGUUGGAAAUAUACAGUCGACUCCCAAUAACUCGAACCUUCUAGGGAAAUUGAAAAGAGUUCAAGUUAUCGAGAGUUUGAGUUUUUGGGAGUUUGAAGCAAAUUACUGAGAAUAAGGAAAUAAGCAAAUGGGUGGGGAGAGAAUACAAGUAUCACACUUCACUUCAAGGGCAGCAAGAAAUAAAGAUUGAUAUUUUGACAAGGGAAUUGAAGCAACAAAGCUUGAGUAAUGUACAGGGCUGGACACUGUAUUUGAACUGGACUGACAAAGAAGUAAAGACAAAGAAUACAUGGUUGUUCUGAAAUAAAUUCAAUGUUUCGGACUGCAGAACCUUAUCAUCUUUUUGUCACGCUCUUAAAAUGUAGUUCGGGUUAUCAAGGGAUAGAAAUGAUCUGAAGGGAAACAAAAAUAAUGCGUCGAGUUGGUGGGAGGUUUGAGUUAUCAAGGGCUCAAGUUACCAAGGGUAAAAUUAUGUAAAUGUAUGAAGGAAAUCCAUGGUAAAUCCUUUUUAGUCUGAGUUAGCCUGAGGUUUGAGUCAGUGAGGGUUUGAGUUAGUGAGGGAUCCAGUUACCAGGAUUUGUCUGUCGGAUUGAAGGAAAGAAAAGUUGAAGCUGUUUUUCAAUAUUGGAGUAAUAUGACGUAGCCGCCAUUUCUGUCUCCUUUUAGAAAAGCGGGAGAAAUGCUGGAGACCCAUGGAGUGGGGGGGGGGGGUGGAGAGUAGUGCUGGGAAGGAAACCCACCCCUCCCCUGCCCCUAUUUUUUUUUUCUCACUCUCAUACGUCUCCCACUCUUAACCGGCUCGGCUAAAAGGAAAGGGAAACCACUGCUAUGCAGGCUAUAUGGGAUUUUUUCAAGGUGACCUUAGGUAGAGUUUCAUCUGUUGUCUGUUUGCAAGAGUGUCUUUUAAGAGAGUUUUGCUUUUCUGAAGCCUGCUUCCACUUUUCUUUUUUCUCUUUAUUCCAUUUCAGGGGUGGCAAGAUUUGUAUGACAGAUCAUUUUAAGCCUCUCUGGGGUAGAAAUGUCCCUAAAUUUGGAAUAGCCCAUGCCAUGGCUCUUGGGGUAAGUAAUAUUGUUAAACGUUGACUUAAGCCCCAAUAUCCACACUCAAAUUCUCCCGACUGAUCUCUUUACAUUUCCCUAUAGAAUUAAUUAAGAGAAUUUGAUAAAAGAUCAAAACAUUUUUCGCUUAGGUGAUCAUUUCAUUAAUUCUCCUAACCUUUUCUCUUGAUUAUGCAUUGAUAUGGUAAGGAGAAAAUUGAUGUUGGUCACUCUUGGGACAUAAAGGGUUAAGAGGCCAAAGAAAAAAAUCCCAAGAAAAUUCAACUUGCUUUUUGUAAUAACAAGUACGCUUUUCAGCGGCAUUCAAUCUUGCUAAAUUGGAGAUUAGAUUGAGAAAUGACGAGGCGAUCAAUUCUACACAAAACAGGAUUUACUCGCUAAAGGUUUCUUAUGUACUUCAUACUUAGGGACGUUGAGUAUUCUUCAGGAUAUUUACUUUUUAUUUGUUUCUGAAUUGAUUUAGAAUGCGUGUGAGCGGCGAGCGGAAAUAUGUGUGCAGUCGCAGGUUAUACGCGUGCAUAAAUACACGAAACUUCAAACAUUUGCCAGGAAGAAAAGCACUACAGUAGUAGCCUGGUAACUUGAACUCUGAAGGGAAAUGAAAAACAGUUCGAGUUAGUGGGAAAUUCGAGUUAUCAAGGUUCUACUGUAAUACAAUGAUGCUGAAACAAGAGACUGAAUUGUGUCCCUUGAAAAGGCAUCAAUGACUUUUUUGUAUGAAUGGCUGCUUAUAAAAGUUGUAAUUGCAGGGUUUGUAUGGUGAUAAAAAUUGGGUUUUAUCAAGGUGGCCAUAAGGAACUGAGGAGAAUUAACCCUUUAAGCCCUAAGAGUGAUCAGCGUCAAAUUUCUCCUUGUUAUACUACUACAUGAGAAAUUUCUGCAAUUUGAUUGGCUUAGAGCAGUGGUAUUUCAGCUUAAUUUGAAAUACCUACAUGUGAAAAUUACAAACCUUUUGCGGGUAGUAGUAUAAACAAAUAAUAGCAGGAUUUGUACGUGAUAUUUGGCAUAAAUACCACUCGUGAUAUUUCAAAAUUGUCUCAAAGGCGGGAAAAACACCGCCAGGUCCAGCCAGUUUUCUUUUUUUUCAGCCUCGCCAACAACGGCUCGUGAAAAUUACGUAUAACAAUUUUUUUGAAAUAUCAUUCAGUGGUUUUGAGAAUUUUAUGAGUACCGAGUCGACUGUUUUGGUUCGCUCCGGUUAUUCUUUUGUUGCUGUUGAAGUGAAAUCAUAACAAAACACUUAAUGUCAGGUCCCUCGGAAACCAGUUACUAAUAUCAUUGCUUUGUAAAACAGAGUGGUCAUGAGAAUUGUUAACAUGAUCGCACAAGAUGAAUUUCCGUGGUACUUGCAAGUGGUCAGAACUAAUCUCUUCUGAUAAGGACAAAAAACCAUACUCCCUGUCUUGCAGCACUUUUACCAAUAAUUUUACUGGUCUGACUUUUGUGGGGCAACAGAGACUUACUAAGGGGGCAACGGUCGCUGGCAGUGAUCUCUCUAAUUUGCCAUUUCCAGGAAAUGCUUCAAUUUAUUAGAACUCAGGAACCAGUUGCAAAAUAUAAUACUAACGUCACUCGUAACAGCUAAGAUCUGACGUAAGGCCCAGUCAAACUCUUCAUGAGUCAGUAUCAAUUAUUGAUAAGCAAAUUACAAUUGACACUAGCUUUUAUGCAACUGGUCGCAGCUCUGUUAUUUUAGCCCUACCAUGAUUCUUUGGUUAAAGUUUUUUUUAAUCCAAAUCAAGGAUUAAGUCUUAGAAGUAGAGCGUUCUACUUGUAAGAGUGUCCAUAGACCCUCAACCAUAUAUGGACUGCUACGAUGAACUAUGAAGAUUCACUGUUUUCUCUGAAAUGUUUUUGUUUGUUUGUUUGUUUUUUUUUUGGAGAGUAAAAUGCGUCCAGUAUUGUGAAAGGAAAGCUUUUCUGGGUAUUUUCAUUUUUGUUCAGUUAGCCAACGUUUUGUAACAAAAGUUGGCCUCAGUUUUAUCCUGACUUCUAAGCCUAUAUUUCUUGAGUUGUCAUCCAUACGUGAUAAUAGUGAAAUUCGUUCGUUCCUCUUUUCUUUUAUCUUUCUUUGUUUAUUGAUAAUGAUUGAAAGAAACAUAUCCAUUUAAAAACCAAGGAGAUAAUGUUCCGACGUUUCGGCGACCUCAUGACACCAUUAUCAAGGAACUGGAAAUAGAUAAAUGCGAUUCAAUCCAUGCUUAAGUCUUUAUCUAGCUCUCCUAACUUAUGCAAAUUUAGAGUACUUAAAUAAAUCUUUUUGAACUCGCAUUUAUUUAUUUCGCUGUCCUUGAUAACAGCGUCGUAAGGUCACCAAAAUGUCGCGGAACAUUAUGUCGUUAGUUUUUACAUGUCUAUCUUUCUUUGUUUCGUUUUAUUUUAGCUUGGUCCCUGGUUGGCCGUAGAAAUUCCUGAUCUCAUAGACAAAGGAUUGAUAGAAUACAAAGAAAAAACUGCAAGCAAAUAGUUGAACGAAAGUCAAUAAACAGUUUAAUGUAUAGAGGUUUGUGUGUAAGUUGUAAAUUUAAUUAAUCUCGAAGUGAAGAUUGAACUUGCAGACCUACGAGACCAAUUUUGAUUGAAACAAUGUAAAGAAAACAUUCACACAGUCACGGUACAUUGUUGAGUUGUACAGCCAAGCGGAAUUUAUUAACCUCAGAAGUACGAUAAGCACCUCUGAUAUAUCUUAAAAAUUUCCUCGUGGUUCUAGAAUUUAGCAGUUCACGAGGAACCUUUUUAGAUAUUUCUUGAUCUGAAAAUUAAUUAAUUCAUGAAUGAAGAAAAUGUAGAUGAAUUUAUUGUUUAACUACACAUGUACGUCUGAUAUAGACACAGUUGCGUUUCUGGGGAUGAAUGUUUUAGAAAACCCGGAGAAUCUACGAAAAAUGAAAAGAGCGUCUUUUCUGCCGUUCAAGAAUCUCGCAGUUUGUGGUAUUUAAGGUUUUGAACAGGUUAUUACCUUCAAUAAGAAGAAGAGCAGGCCGUUAUUGGAUCACCUCACCUGCCACAAUAAUAACCUGCUGGUUCCGAAACAGUCGAAAGGCCUAGUCAAACUCUUCAUGAGUCAUUAUCAAUUAUUGAUAAGCAAAUGCGCCUUUUUUUUUUCUGGAGACCUUUCAGUUACAACUAACACUGGUCUGACACUGGUCUGCUACGCGCUCGGUCAUUUUUUUUUCCUUCGGAGCUCUUUCAUUAUUCCAUAUAAAACACUCGGCUGUGCUUGCGUUUCUUUAAAACUUGAUGAAAUAUGAGCAACUUUUCUUCUCUGAGAACAAGACGGUUUUUUCUAUCAAGUCAUCUUUACAAGUCAACAUUAUUCUAGCUAAGUCCGAACCAAAAAUUGGGAAAGUCUAUCAAUGAGUUACCGGUCUGUGAUUUUAUUUUCGAUUAUAUUUUCAAUAAUAAAGCUUUGAAAUUAGAUCUUGGUUUAGAG